AUGAGAGAAUGUCGCUCUUUGGAAAUGAUGCGUACCUGGCAUCAAGACUACGGCAAUACUUUUCAAACAAUCCUCGGGCGUACGCUUAUUGUUACCAUUGAACCAGAGAAUAUUCGAGCAAUUCUUUCUCGGAAAUUCGAAGACUUCGACCUGGGACAUUUCCGAAACAAGUCGUUGGAGCCCCUUCUUGGAACCGGCAUUUUCACAAGUGACGGUGAGGCCUGGAAGCACUCGAGAGCACUCGUCAGGCCAAACUUUCAACGUAAUUUAGUAGCCGAUGUGGAGGUGUACGAGAAGCACGUUUCCAAGCUCAUUAGCUGUUUGCCUAAAGAUGGAUCCAUGGUGGACCUUCAAGAUUUAUUCUUCCGGAUGACCAUUGACUCUGCUACGGAAUUUCUCUUUGGCGAAUCUGUGGAUUCUCUGGAUUGCAGCAGCUCGGAAGGGUCUGAUUUAUUUGCGCAGAAUUUCGAUAUUUCGCAGAAAGGCCUUGCCAUUCGCACUCGUCUGGGCCCUUUGAUGUUUUUGUACAGAGACAAAAAGUUUUUUCAGUCGACUGUAGAAGCACGACAGUAUGUACACCGGUUUGUUCAAAAGGCGAUUGCAUACCGAGCAGCUGUUGAUGCCGGAGCGGAAUCCGAAGAUUUGGCCCCUCGAUAUGUAUUCCUCCACGAGCUUUCAAAGCAAACACAAGAUCAAAAGGCCCUUACUGAUCAGCUACUGAAUAUUUUACUCGCGGGUCGUGACACUACUGCAAGCCUUCUUACCACCACCUUCUUCAUUCUCGCCAGAAGACCCGAUGUGUGGAAGAAAUUGAGAGCCGAGGUAUUGAUUUUGAAAGGCCGACGACCUUCAUUUGAAGAUCUCAAGUCCCUAAAAUAUCUCAAGUGGGUAAUAAAUGAAUCCUUGAGGCUAUAUCCCCCGGUGCCGGUCAACUCACGUACAGCUAACAAGGACACAUUUCUUCCUGUUGGUGGGGGCCCGGGUGGUAAUGAACCUCUUUUCGUACCUAAAGGGCGGAAAGUUCUUUACAGCAUUUACUGCAUGCAUCGCCUCCCCGAGUUAUUUGGAUUGGAUGCAACCGAGUUUCGACCUGAGCGGUGGGAGAAUCUCAAGCCUACAUGGGAAUUCAUUCCCUUCAAUGGGGGUCCCCGUAUCUGUAUUGGUCAACAAUUCGCCCUUACGGAGACCGCUUACACGGUCGUGCGUAUUUUGCAAGAGUUCAGAGAUAUCGAGAGUCGGGACCCGCAACCCUUCAACGAGAAACUGACGUUAAUCAUCACGAGUAAGAACGGCUGCAAAGUCUCCUUGACGCCAUCGUGA
Molecule: messenger RNA, 1320 nt
Organism: Talaromyces amestolkiae
Lineage: Eukaryota; Fungi; Ascomycota; Eurotiomycetes; Eurotiales; Trichocomaceae
Exons: 3
Coding region: 1-1320 (439 amino acids)
Molecular function (GO): iron ion binding; heme binding; monooxygenase activity
Source: RefSeq, a predicted model, not a curated record